CGGUUUGCCUCUGACUUCCGGUUUGUGAAGGGCAAUAGACAUGCAUGUGUGCUCUACUGGUCGUGGAGGCUAAAUGCGACAUAUUCAGUAUAUGACAUAGGCGUCCUAGGCUGACCCCGAGCAAAAAUGUUCCUGACCAAUAUCCUCCUGAGAAAGGGCAUUCCCGGCCGCCAGUGGAUAGGGAAAUACAGGAGACCCCGGGAGGUCACUUGGACCAUGAAACAGUCUAUGAUUAAGAGACUGGAGACAGAGGCUGAGACCGAGUACUGGAUAAGCCAGCCCUACAUGACCAAGCAACAGGAAUUCCGUCAUGCCGCAGAACGGAAACGCAGACACCUCGAGGAGAAGAGGGCCAUGACGCUGGCGCACUUCCCCGAACACAAGUACCUGCAAGAUCACCUAAACCACUUGAACGUCACCAAGAAAUGGACUGUGUCUUGAUCUCUGUGAUGUGACGUCUUGCCGAAACCUAUUAAAUGUAUUUCCUAAUGA
This is a messenger RNA of Bufo gargarizans (Asiatic toad), 492 nucleotides long. It is a transcript of the gene MRPL57, whose product is annotated as mitochondrial ribosomal protein L57. The transcript is spliced from 2 exons. NCBI's taxonomy places the organism in Eukaryota, Metazoa, Chordata, Amphibia, Anura, Bufonidae. Gene Ontology annotation, molecular function: structural constituent of ribosome. Gene Ontology annotation, cellular component: mitochondrial ribosome. The record is from RefSeq and is a predicted model, not a curated record. The coding region runs from base 127 to 441 and encodes 104 amino acids. Gene Ontology annotation, biological process: mitochondrial translation.